UUUGUUUUCAUAUUCCACUAUAGUUAAAGAAGGGUACUGCUUGCUUUUAUAGCGUCUCCAGAAUCUGGAUUCUGGUCAAAGAUAUUGGUCUGCUUGCUUUUAACAUCUUCAGAGAGAGAGAGAGAGAGUGGGGUUUGCAUUAGAACGAAUUUUUUUUUUAUUUUCUUGUGAAUGAUAUGAAUGGAUAAGGGGUAAAAGGGUUUGAUUUUGAUGGUUUGUUUAACUUCAAUGUUCUCAAAACAUUGAUGAUAUAGAAAUCAGAAAUAGAGGGUGUUGUUGAUUUUUUUUUAUAAGCAGAGGGUGUUGUUGGUGAUAAGGAAGAUUUAAGCUUGUUAGGAUUCUUAAUGGGUAAGAAGCCACAAAAAAUGAAGGAACUUUCAGCAGAAAUAUUGGCUGAAGCAUCAUCAGCAGCAAUAGAUGAGACAGGGGAACACCAACAACAACAGCAGCAAUCUCAGCCUCAACCUCAAGCUACUAGAAAAAGAGGUAGACCAAGGAAGAUUAGUGUGAAGAUGGAUAAAGCUCAAACAAUAGAGGAACCAGAAGCUAAUACAGAAGCUCAAAGCAAGGAGAGUUCAAUGGAAAAAGGUGUGGUUAACAAGGAAGAGAAGCAAGAGGGUUCUUCAUCAGCAUGCAUCAUGAGGAUUGCAAAACAAGAGGGAGUGUCAGAGGAGAUGAAGCUUCCAAGAAGCAGAGCAAGGAGAAAAAGCAAACCUAGAAAGAGCAGUUAGUGCAUGGGAUGGUCUAGAAUUGAUUUUGAGGCCAGAAUCAAUUCUGAAGUGCAGCUUCUGUGAGUAGUCUCAGUUUUAGAAUUGAUUAUAAUAUAAUGAAAGAGAAGUUGAUUGGUAUAAUUUUUAUCUUUUAUAAUUUCCUAUCCAUUAAGAAAUUCUAGUGUGUUUUUGCUGCUUUGCCAUGUUUUCAAGGAUUCAUGUCAAAACUGAUAAAUAUUAUUGUAGGGAAACAGAAGUGUGAAAAGAAACUCCUUCUCUUCAAGUUAUUGCCUUAUUGGUUUAUCUUUUAGUUU
Lotus japonicus is the source of this 1024-nucleotide messenger RNA. RefSeq lists its product as uncharacterized. The record is from RefSeq and is a predicted model, not a curated record. Lineage: Eukaryota; Viridiplantae; Streptophyta; Magnoliopsida; Fabales; Fabaceae. Bases 345 to 731 code for a protein of 128 amino acids. The transcript has a single exon.